Molecule: messenger RNA, 4039 nt
Organism: Coregonus clupeaformis (lake whitefish)
Lineage: Eukaryota; Metazoa; Chordata; Actinopteri; Salmoniformes; Salmonidae
Product: leucine-rich repeat and fibronectin type-III domain-containing protein 5
Exons: 3
Coding region: 985-3360 (791 amino acids)
Molecular function (GO): protein binding
Source: RefSeq, a predicted model, not a curated record
UGCAAAGGCUCUACCGCCAGCACUUCUUAGCAGGUCCCACGGAGUGAGGCUGAAUCAAGGAGUGCGAACGAACAAAGAGAGGGAAAAUAGCUACCAUCACAUGUCCCAGUAACUGCUGCUAAAGCUUUUAGUUUGUUAAAUAUUCUCGAAUGGUAGAACUGAGCAUUGGGAAAAAGCACAAUGAUGGCAAUGGGGGUGAACCGUUAAUUGUGCCUCAUAAUGGACGUUUCUUUUUGGUCGAGGUUUUAAAUCGAAACACUAUUGAGCAGCAUAUAUUUGGAUGAUAAAGCGCUUUUUCGGUGCUAAAUAGCUGAGAAUAAACUGGAGAAGAGGAUCGGAAAGAGCUAGCCUUUUGAUAACUUGGAUGGAAGGCAAGCGUGCUAUAGGCACUCAGUCACUGUGGAUUACGGGGUGGAGGCAGAGCGGGGGAAGUGCGCGUAAAGUGCAGCGGUUCAACGGUCUACCUGCUGAGAUUUGAUCUGAGUUCCCCAUAGCAGCCACUUUAUCGCACUCGGCUGUAGAGACGUGCACUCAGCUAAAUAGAGCAAGCCGGUAUUACUGCGCGUCGACGAGCAGCAGGAGAAUGGCAAGGUCUUCCGCGAGUCUGACGGGAAAGCAAACGCCCGUUUUUCACCAAAGGAUUCUGUCGAACCGCGUUGGAAUUUGACUGUCUCUUCGUGUUGGUGUUCUUGGAUCUUUAUUUUACACUGAAAAGAAAAGGAGCACAAGUGGAUUGGGUUCUGAGAGGCACCAACCAAUGGCAAAUUACUCGGGCACACUGAAGAGAUGGGCUGUGCAGAGUUGUGCGCUUUGAAAUCCAGCACACCUUGUAUUGAUAUAGCUUAAUUUAGCCAUAAUCCAAUGGGGCAAAACAAAAUUGGAACAUGGGAAAAUAUGAAAUGUGAGAAAAUUCGAUUCCCCUGACCGUCGGUGCUCAGAGCAGGGCUGGCGUUCAUUUUUCAAGGUGUUUGAACCUGACUUACAAUGGAAAAACUGCUUGUCUGUCUGUUGGUUAUUGGAAUGGCAGUGAAGGCCCAGAUCUGUCCGAAGCGUUGUGUCUGUCAAAUACUAUCUCCCAACCUUGCAACCCUCUGUGCCAAAAAAGGGCUCCUCUUCGUCCCCCCGAACAUUGACAGGCACACCGUGGAGCUACGGCUGGCAGACAACUUCGUCACCAGCAUCAAGAGGAAAGACUUUGCCAACAUGACCAGGUUGCAGGACCUCACCCUGUCAAGGAAUACCAUUAGCUUCAUCACGCCACACGCGUUCGCUGACCUGGAGAACCUCCGUGCCUUGCACGUGAACAGCAACCGUCUGACCCGUAUAGCCAACGACACCUUUAGCGGCAUGUCCAAGCUGCACCACCUGAUCCUCAACAACAACCAGCUGACGUUGAUCCACCUGGGGGCUUUCAAUGACCUGCUGGCUCUGGAGGAGCUGGACCUGUCCUACAACAACUUGGAGUCCAUCCCCUGGGAGGCUAUCCAGAGGAUGACGAGCCUCCACACCCUCAGCCUGGACCACAACAUGAUCGACUACAUUCCUGAGGAGACCUUUUCUCUUCUCCAAAAGCUAAACCGCUUGGACGUAACCUCAAAUAAGCUACAGAAGCUUCCUCCAGAUCCUCUGUUCCAGCGGGCCCAGGUUUUGGCCACGUCUGGGAUCAUGAACCCUUCCUCAUUCGCACUGAGCUUCGGCGGGAACCCACUGCACUGCAACUGUGAGCUGCUGUGGUUGAGGCGCCUGAGCCGAGAGGAUGAUCUGGAGACAUGCGCAUCGCCGCAGCACCUCUCUGGACGCUAUUUCUGGUCCAUCCCGGAGGAGGAGUUCCUGUGUGAACCUCCUCUCAUCACCCGGUACUCCCACGAGAUGCGGGUGCUGGAGGGCCAGAGGGUGGCCCUGAGGUGCAAGGCCAGGGGGGACCCUGAGCCUGCCAUACACUGGAUCUCCCCAGAGGGGAAGCUGGUGUCGAACUCCUCCCGGACGUUGGUCUACACCAAUGGCACCCUGGACAUUCUGAUCAGCACUGUGAAGGACACAGGAUCCUUCACCUGCAUCUCGUCCAACCCGGCGGGUGAGGCACAUCAGACUGUGGAGCUGCUGAUUAUCAAACUCCCACACAUCUCCAACAGCACCAACAACAUCCAGGAGCCUGACCCUGGCUCCUCUGACAUCUCCACGUCAACCAGGGCUGGGGCCAAUGGCAGCAACCACACUGGGGACACCAAAACCAGCCCAGAUAAGAGGGUGGUCAUCGCUGAGGCCACAUCCUCCACUGCGCUCAUUAAGUUCAACUUCCAGAGGAAUAUACCUGGGAUCCGCAUGUUCCAGAUUCAGUACAAUGGCAGUUAUGAUGACUCUCUUGUUUACAGAAUGAUUCCCCCCACGAGCAAAAACUUCCUAGUCAACAACCUGGCUGCUGGGACGUCGUACGACCUGUGUGUUCUGGCCAUCUACGACGACGGUAUCACCUCCCUCACCGCCACCCGCGUGGUGGGCUGCAUCCAGUUCACCACCGAGUCUGAGUACCUGCGCUGUCACUUCAUGCAGUCCCAGUUCCUGGGAGGCACCAUGAUCAUCAUCAUCGGCGGGAUCAUCGUUGCCUCCGUCCUCGUCUUCAUCAUCAUCCUCAUGAUCCGCUACAAGGUCUGCAACACCAGUGACUCAGGCAAAGGCACCCUGGUCACCAACGUCCACUCACAGACCAACGGGGCGCAGUCUCAGGGGUGUACCGUCAAUCCCUCUGUGUCCAAACAGGCCAUGGGAGGGUCAGAGGGAGGGGUCAGAGGGUGUCUAAAGGCCACUGGGCACGCGUCGGACACGCUGACGGACUCGUCUGAGACCUCUCUCCCAGACUGCUCCACUGCUACAUCCCUGGUGAGCCAGAGCUGGAACACGCCUGGCUCCUCAGGGUCUCUGAAGCCAAAGUGCAAGCCUGCGCCAAAGCCCUCCGCUGCUGCUUCUGUCACCCCUGAGCCCAAGAUAGAGGCCCUCCCCAACGCUGAGACACAGAACACCAACCGCAACAACUCCACCGCUCUGCAGCAGCCCCCCGCCCCGGUAUUCCACUCCACCCUACCCUACUCACGCAUUACGGACACGCCCAUAUUAAGACGCGCACACCCCAGACCAUCCUCCAAGUACCUGACCUUACCGGUGGAAGGGGUGAGGGCCAAACGUAGGUACUCUCUAAACGAGGACUCGUCCAAGCACCACUGCUACAUUGGGGCAACAAAACUUGGGAAUAUGUGGUCUAAGCGGAGUAUGUCGAUGAAUGGGAUGCUACUUCAACAGGAAAAUAUAGACAGUGGCAAGGCCACCUUUUCCAGUUCAGAGUGGAUUCUAGAAAGCACUGUGUGACUGUUCUGUUUGUAUGGAUGUGUGUGUGUGUGUGUGUGUGUGUGUGUGUGUGUGUGUGUGAGUGAGUGGGGACAUCUGUUUUUGAAUGUUAUUUUAUUAUUUUUUGGCGUUUCAGUUUUUCUAAAACCAACAGUAAAACGGAUGCUUGCCUUGUAGUAAUCCGAAUGUCAUCAAUGUUCUCCUCUGAUGUGGAGAAUCUCCAGCAGGGCUCGGAGCCCAGUGCUCGGCAGUCCAUGCAGUGUUUUCAUACCCAUGCAAAAAAUAAAUCCAACACACCCAUCCACUUAUACAGUACAUACACCCAUUGUUAUCAUUGUGGCAAGAGAAAAGCAUUGGUGCCUUCCUCUGCACAACAGUUGUCCUCUUGCAAGGAGCACCAAUAGGAUUUCAGUUGUCCCUGACAGCGGAUGUGGGAUCGACAGGAACAAGAGAGAGAUUUCACAAAAAGCCUUUCUAUUACAAGGAAAUACUUUCCUGCAUAUAGAGACAACACAAAAAACAACUAUCAAAGACUUGUUACUGGACCUCUUAUUAAAUUGAUAUUUUUUAAAGAACAAUUCAAGCUUUCUUUUCAGUGACAUUGAUAUUGCCUUUGUUUUAAGGCACAAAAAAGCCCUGUACAGAGAAACAACAUCUGCUGUGUUGUUAUGUUGUGUAAAAUAAAAUAAAAAUGAAACAA